This is a messenger RNA of Gongylonema pulchrum, 126 nucleotides long. The record is from the annotation of a GenBank genome assembly. Lineage: Eukaryota; Metazoa; Nematoda; Chromadorea; Rhabditida; Gongylonematidae.
AUUGCAGCGAUGUUCAACAUUGGUGUGGAGCUGGAUGCGGCCAAAGUCCUGUAUGCGCUAGCGGAAGAAUGCUGUCGAAAGAAAUGCUCACUGCAGCAGUUUCGCUCCUUAUGUUGCACAUUCUGA